Colletotrichum chrysophilum is the source of this 987-nucleotide messenger RNA. RefSeq lists its product as uncharacterized. NCBI's taxonomy places the organism in Eukaryota, Fungi, Ascomycota, Sordariomycetes, Glomerellales, Glomerellaceae. The coding region runs from base 1 to 987 and encodes 328 amino acids. Gene Ontology annotation, molecular function: oxidoreductase activity. The record is from RefSeq and is a predicted model, not a curated record. The transcript is spliced from 3 exons.
AUGCGAUCUCCCAGCUUUGCCCGCAACGUUGCGUUGCUGGCUGCAACUAUCGCAAACCCUGUAUUCGGCCUUCCUGUCGCCAACAACACACAAGUUGCGCAAAGAGUCGAAUGGAGGAGUCUGUCGGAUUCAGCAAAGGCGGAUUACAUCAAGGCCGUAAAAUGCCUCGACAGCCUGCCAUCAAAACUUGGUCUCGAAACUUCGCGCUACAACGACUUUCCUUACGUUCACGCGCAUCUCAACAUUCAGAUUCACUUUGUUGCCCAAUUCCUGCCAUGGCACCGAUACUUUGUCCACAUCUACGAGACUGCUUUGAGGGAUGAAUGCAGUUACACUGGUCCCAUGACUUACUGGGACUGGACCUUGGACUCCGAGGACAUGUCGAAGAGCCCCGUCUUUUCGACCGAUGCCACCACAGGCUUCGGCGGCAAUGGACUCAACGGCGGCCUUACGUCGCCAUCUCGCCCAAAUCCGUUGACGAUGUGCGUGACCGACGGUGCAUUCGCCAACUUCACUGUUCCGUACUUCGAUACGACACCAAGAGCGCAUUGCUUGAACCGCGGAUUCAACGACGGCAUUGGCGUCGACAACGGCAAGUUCCAGGGCAAGGCCUACUCCCCUACGAGGAUUUCGGAAAUCACCGAGACUUCUGGCAACUUUUCGCAAUUCGCGACGGCGUUGGAGAACGGGCCUCAUGGUGCGAUUCACAAUUCGGUGGGCGGAGACCUGAUCCCCUCAACAUCUCCUAAUGACCCGCUCUUCUUCCUUCACCAUGUGCAGAUUGACAGACUUUGGUGGUUGUGGCAGCAGGAGGCGCCUGAGAGCCGCACGCAAGACUUCUCAGGCAUAAGGAUUUUGGAGACUGGUCAGGUGGAUGAGAGGCCGGCAACUUUGAACGACAAUAUGCCUAUGUUGGGUCUUGCGCCAGAUAUCGCUAUUCAGCAGGUUAUGUCAACAAACAAUGCCCUGUUGCAGUACAAGUACUAG